AUGUCUUUUUUCUCGAUCCAGGCGAAGCUGUCAAUAUCAGGGAAAGAUUUUAAUUUGACACUCAUUGCAAGACGCUCACGCCAUUAUGCAGGCACCAGAUAUCUAAAACGCGGAGUCAACGAGAAAGGCAGCGUAGCAAAUGAUGUGGAGACAGAACAAAUUAUUUUCGAAGAUAGUCCUGGAGGAACUCCGACUCAGAUAAGUUCUGUGGUGCAGAAUAGGGGCUCCAUACCCCUUUUCUGGGCUCAGGAAACUUCGCGACUGAAUCUUAAACCUGAUAUCGUCUUGCAGCAGAAGGACAAAAAUUAUGAAGCUACACGGCUUCAUUUUGAGAACCUUGUCAAGAGAUAUGGAAACCCGAUCAUUAUUCUGAACUUGAUUAAGACACGAGAGAAGAAGCCUCGGGAAUCUAUACUCCGUGCAGAAUUUGCCAAUGCAAUUGAUAUCAUAAAUAAAGAUUUGCCAGAGGACAAUCGUUUGAGAUUUUUACAUUGGGAUCUUAACAAACAUUCUCGAAGCAAAGGUACAAAUGUGCUUGCAACACUGGGCAAAGUGGCUGCAUAUGCUUUGACUCUUACGGGCUUUUUCUACUGUCAAGUGACACCACUUGUAAGCCUUGAGGGUGCUCUGAAGUAUCCUCAGAUCUUGAAAGAGGAUGCUGAUGAAUUUGCAUACAAUGACCAUCACAAUUACAGCAACAACAGGAAUGAUGGUUGUGUUAAUGUUGAAAUUGGAACCCAGGCAGAUAAUGCAGCCACUUCUGAUAAUUCUGCAUCAGGAAGUGAAAAUAGUGAAAUAUAUUUGGUUAAACCUCCAAAGUUCCAAAAAGGUGUACUGAGGACAAAUUGUAUAGACUGCUUGGAUCGUACAAAUGUUGCUCAAUAUGCCUAUGGUUUAGCUGCUAUUGGACAUCAGCUUCAUGCCUUGGGUUUCAUAAGUUUUCCAAAAGUUGAUAUUGAUGCACCUCUUGCUAAUGACUUGAUGGGCUUUUAUGAGACGAUGGGUGAUACACUUGCGCUGCAGUAUGGUGGUUCUGCUGCACACAAUAAGAUAUUCUCUGAGAGAAGAGGUCAAUGGAAAGCAGCAACUCAGUCACAGGAGUUCUUCAGAACGCUUCAAAGAUACUAUAGCAAUGCCUACAUGGAUGCUGAAAAACAAGCUGCAAUAAAUUUAUUCCUUGGUCAUUUCCAACCUCAACAGGGUAAACCAGCACUUUGGGAGCUGGAUCCAGAUCAACACUACAGUGGUGAGAGGCGUGGUAAUAGAUUUGCGAUAGAGAAUGGAAGGUCAUUUAUGAAAAGAUCCCUAUCAGAUGGCAACAUUCUGCGGGAAAACAAUAGUACACCAGUAACAAGAUCUAAUGUAGGGCAUAAAAGACUUCCUAACUCGGCAAUGUCUGAUAGAAAACAUGAAGUGGGAGAUGCACAAGAUCUUUCUGAAUCAACUCCAGAAACUUUGGCUUGUGUUUGUGAUAUAUCUUAUUCCAGGUGCACUCCAAUGCCUGGUCGAAAGCUUUUCGCUGAAAGCAUGCAUAGUUAUUUCAGUGAGCAUGGGUUUGAUGAAUCAACCUGUUCAAACUUUCUUGACCUUGACUGUCUCUCAUCAUCCAGUAAUUCGUGCGAGGAAGAAACAUCUGAGAGGUACCAUCUUAUUACUUCUGCACAGAUUUAAUUUGAAAAUUUUCCG
Molecule: messenger RNA, 1686 nt
Organism: Asparagus officinalis (garden asparagus)
Lineage: Eukaryota; Viridiplantae; Streptophyta; Magnoliopsida; Asparagales; Asparagaceae
Product: phosphoinositide phosphatase SAC4-like
Exons: 10
Coding region: 1-1671 (556 amino acids)
Biological process (GO): phosphatidylinositol dephosphorylation
Cellular component (GO): intracellular membrane-bounded organelle
Molecular function (GO): phosphatidylinositol-3,5-bisphosphate 5-phosphatase activity
Source: RefSeq, a predicted model, not a curated record